This is a messenger RNA of Bicyclus anynana (squinting bush brown), 1788 nucleotides long. RefSeq lists its product as uncharacterized. The transcript is spliced from 10 exons. Gene Ontology annotation, cellular component: neuron projection membrane. The coding region runs from base 1 to 1272 and encodes 423 amino acids. Lineage: Eukaryota; Metazoa; Arthropoda; Insecta; Lepidoptera; Nymphalidae. The record is from RefSeq and is a predicted model, not a curated record. Gene Ontology annotation, biological process: synapse organization.
AUGCUCUCCGACUGGAGAGAGCCUGCUGAGCGGGUAGGAUGCAGCGGCAUGCACCGCAUCGUGCUGCUAGCGGCGCUGCUCACCAGGGCGGUCGCCGUCCACGUCCAUAUCACAGGUGCAUGCAGAAAGGCUGCUGAGCGGGUAGGAUGCAGCGGCAUGCACCGCAUCGUGCUGCUAGCGGCGCUGCUCACCAGGGCGGUCGCCGUCCACGUCCAUAUCACAGGUAUUCAUUCACCUGUUGUGUUGUUGUUCUGGUCAGGUGCAUGCAGAAAGCCUGCUGAGAGAGUAGGAUGCAGCGGCAUGCACCGCAUCGUGCUGCUAGCAGCGCUGCUCACCAGGGUGGUCGCUCACUCACUCACCUCACCGGGAACUGAACCUACGUACCCCGCGCAAAGCACGAUGCCGCCCACCGUCUUCCACAACCCGCCGAACACCAAACCUCGUCGCGUCACCAACAGAAAAGGAAAAGCUGACUCCCCGAUGCUAAAUUACAUCUUCGACUCUUACGCUACUAGCAAUAAGCAUUUCCAUGACACGUUCAAAGCGCCAUCGUUCGACGGUGACAUGUCGUCUGAUACGCUUAUCAAUGCUGAUACAGGCGCUACUGUUCUAUUCGACUGCCGAGUAACAUCGCUGCGGGAUAAAACAGUCUCAUGGAUAAGGGUUUCUGAUGAAGAUAAUCUCGAAUUGCUGACCGUUGAUUUAGAAACGCAUACAGCUGAUUACAGGUACAAAGUGGACGUAGCGGGCGAGACGUGGAAGCUAACGCUGUCGGACGCCAAAGUGCACGACUCGGGCAUAUACUGCUGUCACGUGUCCACACAUCCUCCGAUGUUGAAGCGCUUUAAGCUUAUUGUACAUGCGCCCGAAAUAAAAAUGAACAAAGAAGCUUUCCUGGAGAGCGGGGAGACUCUGUCGCUUAAAUGCGCCGUAUUGCACCUCAGUGCCGGGGAAACAUCGCCCGAGAUACGUUGGUACAGAGGCAAUAGCACGGCGUCGCUUGACGAGAUACGAGGCGGCGUUCUGAUUGAGACAGACCUUUUGACGCUGACGAGUCAUCUACAGGUGGCACUCUUGAAAGUGGAGGACGCUGGCAACUACACCUGCGCAUUGGAAGCACCCCUGCUGAUGAAGACCUUCGCGAGGGUCCAUGUGUUACAAGGAUCGAGCCUCGCAGAACUCCAGAGCGGCGUCAAAACAACGACCAGCUACGUGAGUCUCCUACUCACGACGCUUAUCUUCCUCGUCGCCACCCAAAACGGAGUAAGGUGACCUCUUUAGUCCGGACAAACCUGUUUGGAAAGGCUGGAUAACGCAAGAAUUUCCCUGGGAGCAAAUUAAUAUUAAUAAAUCCUCGUCAAAUUUCCCGACGAGCUUAUUACAACUUGAUGAAGAGAAUAUUAGAAUUAUAAACAAGCCGGAAUGGCGUCAAAUUUAUCGAAUGGAGGUCAUUUACAAGUUUUAAUGAACGCUUUCCGAGACGAAACUUAUCCGUUGAAGUUUAAAUAUUUAUCAAAUAUCAAAAUACGAUGUCUUGAAAAUUGCUGCGAAUUAAUUUUAAUGGUUGGGCCUAACUGGUAUUGAUGGGGAUAAUUAAAAGUAAUGCAUAUUCAAGUGACAAAAGCUGUGUCGUGAAAUAUGUUAUUCAUAAACUGUAAUAUCUAAUUGCAUAUCUUGCUCAUUUAGAAAUGUUUUCAUACUAAGCAGACAUUGUUAUACUUGAGUCAAAUUUUGUGGUAUAUUUGUAAAAAUAUAUAUUAUUUAUUUAAACAAUUGUGAUUAUAUUUA